AUGAGCGUGUCAGUUCGCUCGGUGCUGGUGGAGGCCCCGACGCCGGCCAAGCAAAAGGGGCCCUACACGUUUGCUAGCCAGCCGAGGGCUCUGUACCACAAUGCCAAACUGCGGAGAAACCCCUCCUGUCUGCACGUAAUAUCGCGUUAUGAAGCGAUGUGGUGGGGUGGUGUGAGGGUAGGUGGAAAGUGGUGUACUUCAGUCUCGGACUGGAUCGCUGAUAAGCUUUAUUUUGCUCAUGAGAUUACACGUAAAGGAAUAAACGCAUUGACACCGAGCUUUAGUUGCUGUCUCGUUAAUUAG
This is a messenger RNA of Leptosia nina, 303 nucleotides long. The record is from the annotation of a GenBank genome assembly. Lineage: Eukaryota; Metazoa; Arthropoda; Insecta; Lepidoptera; Pieridae.